Messenger RNA from Eurytemora carolleeae, 934 nucleotides. Its product is annotated as myosin heavy chain, muscle. Gene Ontology annotation, cellular component: cytoskeleton; myosin complex; cytoplasm. Lineage: Eukaryota; Metazoa; Arthropoda; Copepoda; Calanoida; Temoridae. The record is from RefSeq and is a predicted model, not a curated record. Gene Ontology annotation, molecular function: protein serine/threonine kinase activity. Gene Ontology annotation, biological process: peptidyl-threonine phosphorylation; actomyosin structure organization.
GUUGGCAAUCUAAUGACUGAACUAGAAGAAACAAGAACAUUAUUGGAGAACUCUGAACGAGGAAAGAAGAUUGCUGAAACAGAACUACAGGAGGUUCAAUCAGGACUGACAGCGCUAAACAUUGAACAUGAGACAUUACAUAACAACAGAAGAAAACUUGAAACAGAUUACAAUAAUAUCAUGGCAGAAAUGGAAGAAUUUCAAAACGCGGUAAAACUCUCUGAAGAGAAAUGCAGGAAACUGGUAGAGGAUAAGAUGCGACUUAGCGAUGAAUUAAAACAGGAAAAAGAACGAAGUGAGAAAGAGGAGAAUCAAAGACGAUCUCUUGAAGUUCUUUUAAAGGAUGCCGUGACUAAAGCAGAGGAAGCAGAGAGUUCAUCAAGCAGGGGUGGACGCAGAGUCAUUGAUGGAUUAGAACAAAGAAUUCAACAGUUGCAAGAAGAAUUAGAUCUUGAACAGACAAAGGUAGGCGAAGCACUCCGAAACUACAGAAGAUCUGAAAGACACUGUAAAGAACUGAAUUUAAAACAGGAAGAGGAUAAGGAAAACUAUUCAAAACUUCAGGAGCUGAUUGAAAGGUUGGAGAAGAAAGUACGUAUGUAUAAACAUCAAGCUGAACAAGCAGAAGAGAGAGCCAUUACCCAUCUUAGCAAGCUUCGAAAAGUUGAAAUGGAAAUGGAGAAGAUUGAUGAAAAAGCAGCAAGUUCUGAUCAGGUUUUGAGGAAGUAUCGUAGGCAAACUGUUCCAUCUAAUAUGAUGUAACAAAAUACAAGAAUUGAACGCUUGUAAAGUUGUAGUUAAAUCAGAGCUGGAGACUUUUGAAUUCACAGAGUGCGUUUCCGGUUUCCUCGUGGACAUUUUAGAACAUUUAGAUUCAAUUAGAUUUAAUUAGAUUGAAUUAGACCAUUUAUAUUCAAUUAGAUUAAAUUAGACC